Cuculus canorus (common cuckoo) is the source of this 1716-nucleotide messenger RNA. Its product is annotated as B-cell differentiation antigen CD72-like. NCBI's taxonomy places the organism in Eukaryota, Metazoa, Chordata, Aves, Cuculiformes, Cuculidae. The record is from RefSeq and is a predicted model, not a curated record. Gene Ontology annotation, molecular function: transmembrane signaling receptor activity. Bases 76 to 801 code for a protein of 241 amino acids. The transcript has 3 exons. Gene Ontology annotation, cellular component: plasma membrane.
CUUCUUCUUUGCAGCCCCAGAAGAAGGGGUGACUGUGGCAGAUCAGGAGCUGUCAGGACCAUUGGGGCAGCCCAGAUGAUGGACCAGACCAUGGUCUAUGCUGACCUGAAGUUUGCUACGGCCCCACCAGUCACCACCCCCACCUGCCCCACAGCCCCUGAUGAGGAUGACAGCCCCUACGAGAACCUGCUGCUGGGGCCUGUGCCCACGGUGCCCAGCCCAGACUGGCAGGUCACCCAAAGCCUGCAAGCUGCCUCCCGGGAGCACGCGGCCGAGCAGGGCCGCCUGUCGCAGGAGGUGAGCGCGAGGGAGCAGAGCCUGGAGCAGACACGCGUGGAGCUGGCGUGGGCCAGAGCGGAGCUGCAGAGAGCGUGGCAGGAGGGCAACAGCAGCCAGAAGGAGCUGGGGAGCCGGGAUGCUGAGCUGGGGCGUGCCAGGCAAGAGCUGACUGUGCUGCAGCAGGAGACGCAGGAGCUGCGGGGAGCGCUCAGGGACAGCAACAGCACUGUGAACAUCCUGCGUGCCUGCGUGAAUACAGAUUGCUGCCCCUCAGGCUGGGUACUCUACAGGAGUAAGUGCCUCUUCAUCUCCAUGCAGAAGAAGACUUGGUUCGAGAGCUCUGAGGACUGCAGAAAGAAAUCUGCUCACCUGCUGGUCCAAGGCAGCUGGCCACCAUGGACGGUGCCGGUACUGAGCAUGGGGGCAGCAACACCCCAGAAGUGUGGGAUGAUGAUGGGUUGGGCAGACACUGUGGGGCCAGUGGACAGAGGCAUCUGCAGAGAUGCUGGGGUGGCACCAUGAACCCUGGGUGCCCGUCCCAGGAGACUGUAGAGAUGAGCACAACCAGGCCCAGGGCUCCUGCACAUCACAGGGAUGCACGGACCCAGCAGUUAACAGCUUCUCUCCCGAGAGGAUUUUGUGCAGGAGUACUGGAUUGGAUAGUUUCUUCUGCCCUGAAGAGUAGUCUUCUAUGGCAGGACAACAAGCAGUUCAACCCAUAAGUGGAGCAGACCUGCAGCUCCCUCCUUCAGCAAUGUUGGGGAGGUCCUGUUUCACUCCUAUGAGGCCAUCCUGGCAAAGAGGGCUAUGCUCCAAUGAGCAAUGCCCUGAGAGAGGACACUCUGCGUAGAGCCCACCUGCAGGGUGCACUGCCAGGUCUGCAACUGGCACAGGACGUGAUCAUGCGGAAGAAAGCGGCCCUUCCUAAGACUGGUCCCAGUGCCAGGCACCCUGCCUGUCUCAGUAGCAGUGGGAUCCGUGGGAAGAGAUGUCCACAGUGAGGAUGCUGUCACUGCCCCUCUGAGAUGUGCCCUGUUUCCUAGGAAGAGCCGUCUUGCAAACUGCAGGCUAUCAGCUAACGGGAGUAUAGAGAGUUUGAAGUGCACCAAGAAGUACCAGUGGAUCUGUGAGCAGCCCCCGAAGCUGAGCAUCUGAGACCCUCCUUCCAUUCUCAGUCAAGAACUGACUAGACUGUCACCCCACUUUGUCACAGGACUCAGAGACAGGACCAGCGGGUGCACCCUGAGACCCUCUCUCCUGGGCACACGUUGCUUCAACUGUGAUGCAAAUCUCUGGGAAAGACUGUCUGCAUUUGAAAGCAAGGCUCAUGGAAAACAUACCUUAUUACCCUCUCUGACACUCAUGCAUACACUUAUAUAACCUUGGACUGGUCCUCUGCAUGUCCCCGUGUGCCCUGGACAGUGCAGCUCACGGUGA